GUUAAAUCAUACUACAACAACAACAUUGGAAAAUGCCGAUAGACUGAAUUUAACUUUUCUACAUUGUAAAUUCAACACUGGAAUGGUGACAUUGUGAUACAAAAUUGAAACAGCUGAAUAAUGUCAGCUACAGAGAAUAGAGCAGGUUGCCAUGGGGAUCAUGAUGUAACCGGAGAAAUACAAGAAGAUAAUGUAACUUCUAAGGAGGCAGUGGAUAAUUAUGGUGCAUGUGGAGAUCAUUAUGAUGAAAUGUCUUCAACAACAUUGUUUGAUGUGCCAUGGGAUGAUGUUUUAUUUCAAUACAUUCUACCAUUAUUGCCAGUACAAACUUUGUUCCAAUUACGACGCGUUUGUACCACUUCAUUGCUCAUGAUCAAAGAAUACUUCAGCCAGAGUAAAGAAAUAAAUAUUGCCAGAAUAGCUGGUAAAGUGACUGCAAAGGCUUUCCAUAUAUUGACAGACGAAAAUACAAAUUUACUGCGUCUGAAUUUACGUAAUUCAAAGGGAUGGCUAUCAGACGAGUUAUUGAUACCAGUUUUAAAAUGCAAUCCUAAACUACAAUUGUUAGACUUGACUAAUUGUACUAGUGUUUCGAACGCAGUACUCCAGUGUGCCGCAGUGCAUUGUCCGGGUUUGAAGAAGUUAAUGUUACGGGAUUGUGUCUGGUUAAGUCCAGAAGGCGUGACUGUGAUAGGUUUAUACUGUAAAGAUUUGGAAACAAUUGACUUUAAUGGAUGUUGGAAUGUCAAUGACGAGUCUUUGUCUGUGCUAGUUUCAAGUUGUCCAAGAUUGAAAUCCAUUCAGCUUGCGAAGAUAUAUGGACUAACAGACAACUCAAUGACAGUACUAGCUAAAUGUAGCAGUCAGUUAUAUCAUUUAAACAUUCAAGGAUGCUGGAGAAUCACAGAUGACAGUAUCAGGUUUCUAGCAGAAUAUGGUAAAAACCUGAAGAUGUUACAGAUACGUGAAUGUCAUCAAGUAACGGAAAUGACAUUAGGGAAACUUCGUGAAAAUGGUGUAAAAAUGGAUAAAUUGUCUCCACCAAGCACAAGACCGCGAAUAAAUCAACUGUUGUGGAGUAUGCGGCAUAAAUUAAAUGUCCAGAUGUGAAUAUUAUUUCAGAUAUAACAUAAACAUGUAAUAUGAGUAAAUGAUUGGCUGGGAGUGAUAGCAUUACAAAAGAAAUACUCCUAAAUCUACAGCAAGUUGAAAAUGGGUGUAGAAGCUACAAUCGGAACAUCUUAGGCUGGCCCUCAACAGCAUAUCAUUAUCAUUUUGAAUAAAUAUUAUGGGAGUCAGAAUGUAUACAUGUAAAUGGAACAUUAUCAUACAUGUAUUUAAAGUGCUUUAGAACAAUAUGUUUCUAAAGUGUUUGAUUGAAGAGGCCAAUAUUUUUUACCGUAUUUGCUUGUCUUCUGAAUUUCAUUUGAUAUUUGAAAAUGUGAUGACAGAAAAAUUUACCAAAGAGGCUGUCAAAAAUAUUCAGCUAUGUGAAUGUACAUAAUCAGUCUUUCAGUAUACAAACAUCGAAAAAAGUUGCAGUGUGUUAGCUCAAUGGUACCGUGGCAUAGAGAUGAUAUGUGUAAGUUUUUAUUUAUCGUGUGCACAUGAUGUGCUAUAAUACUAUCUUUUGUGCACAACAUAGUUUCUUGUGUGCACUACAUAGUAUCUUAGUAACUUGUGCCCACAAUUUAAUUAUCUUGUGCACACGACAUAGUAUCUCAUGCACAGGACAAAUAAUAUAACAUGAUAUAUGAUACAUAAAAACACGCACAUGUCAUCUCAGUGCCACUUUAUAAUAGAGUUAUCUUCUAUGGAAAAUAUUAAUCAUAUGUACAUGUUUGUAAGAGAAAAAUUGUAAAGAGCCAUAUCUUGGAACUUGUUAUUUAGGUUUUGUAAAUCAAGUUUACAUAAGUAUACAUGUAUAUGCACACAUCCUGUAAAAUGAUAUCAAAAUCAACAAGAGCAUUUUUAAAGUAAUUCAUUCUUCUAUUUUGUAAUAAAGAUUUUGCAAAGGAAAAUUUCUGUUCAGAGCCAUAAUUACAUAUAUACAUGUAUCUCAAAACUGGUCUGUUAGAAUUAAAGGGAACUUUGAAUUGAAUUUAAUGUAUAACUAUAUUGGUAAGUAUACAGAACCUAUGGAAAUCCCCUAAAGCAUAAUUGUUUACAGAAAUUGUCCUGUGUUACAGAAUCUAAACCAAUACCAUACACAGAAUGAUGGUCCUCACACAAGUAACAUAGAUCACAUCAAGCUUGGAUAGUAAAUCACUAGAGUAUGUUUUUAUCUGCCCAAUAUUAUUUAUACAUGUAGUGAUCUCUGUACUUUUUUAUGUCAGAAUCCAUUUAAUGUUUUCUCCAAAAAUGUAAAUGUUUCUUUCUUUGUUGUGUCUGUAAGUGUAAAAUAUUUGUUACAGAGUAUUAUUUUGUUAAAUGUCUGUAUAGAAGGCAUUAACAAAAAUUAAGAUUUUAUUUUCUCAGAGGAAUGAUAAAAUAAUGUAUGUCUAAUAAUGUUUAGUUUAAUUUUCUUGCAUAGGCCUCUAAGAAUUGUUUUAUUUAAAAUGAUCAGAAUUCAAUUUUGUUACACAAAUCUGGUAACUUAGGCAACAAAAAUGUUUUUUACAAGAUUUCAAAACACAUAAGUUAAUUGUUAGAAGGAUUUAAUGUGGAAGGAAAGACAAUAAUUCUGUUUAUCCUUGGAAACUGAUCUGUAUUUACAAAAUAUUAAAGCUGCAUGCCUCCAAAUGAGUCAAAUAUUUCAAGAAAAUCAAACUUGAGAAAAAUGUACUAAGACUUUAAGAAAAGUAAAAAGAUUCGAGUGACAUUACCCGUCAAAUUGUCAUGUGUGAUAAAGGACUGAUUUUGCAGUAAUUUAUCACCAUUUUUCUACUGCUUGACUAAAGCAGUCAGGGCUAUUUUUGCAUAUUUUGACCUCGUAGAAAGUAAUGUUGAUUAUAAGUGCCAUUUGCAGUACAUUUUUUGUUCACUUCACAAUAUUUUAUAAAUAAAUUUUCAAAAUUUUCAUGAAAAUUAGAAUUAAUCUGGAGGCAUGCGACUUUAAGUUUAUUAGUCAUAGGCAUUUGAUUCAAGAUUUCUUCAGGACAGCCAUGGACAAUGGGUUAUAUUGCAAUACAAUGGCUUUAUAAUACAAAGGUUUGCAGUAUGAUAUCUUAACUUUGUGAGACAGCAGAAUUAUAUGAUUAUAAACAAAUGUUUUGUUACAAUAUUGUUAAAUAUAUCUUGUUAUAAAGUGAUGUUUUCUAUUGUAA
Messenger RNA from Ruditapes philippinarum (Manila clam), 3266 nucleotides. RefSeq names its product F-box/LRR-repeat protein 15-like. Lineage: Eukaryota; Metazoa; Mollusca; Bivalvia; Venerida; Veneridae. The record is from RefSeq and is a predicted model, not a curated record. Bases 121 to 1110 code for a protein of 329 amino acids. The transcript has 5 exons.